Salvelinus namaycush (lake trout) is the source of this 864-nucleotide messenger RNA. Its product is annotated as homeobox protein Hox-B10a-like. The record is from RefSeq and is a predicted model, not a curated record. NCBI's taxonomy places the organism in Eukaryota, Metazoa, Chordata, Actinopteri, Salmoniformes, Salmonidae. Gene Ontology annotation, biological process: regulation of transcription by RNA polymerase II. The transcript is spliced from 2 exons. The coding region runs from base 1 to 864 and encodes 287 amino acids. Gene Ontology annotation, cellular component: nucleus. Gene Ontology annotation, molecular function: DNA-binding transcription factor activity, RNA polymerase II-specific; RNA polymerase II cis-regulatory region sequence-specific DNA binding.
AUGGCUCAGCCUCGAUACCAAUACCACCAGGGAAUACUGAACUGGGACGAGCCACACUUGAGCCCGGUCCGGGUGCCGCAGGUCAGUGCGUGCCCUUACAGCGCGUCAAACAGAAAAGACGACUCCUAUUUGCUCAUGGAACCAGACAACCACUCAAAACCGUCACCGGACGUGUCUGCCUUUACCAGACUAAUGUCAGAGAUGGGCUCCAUGACGGGCGGUUCUGGUCCAAUUCAGGGCUACUUCCGCUCGGAGCAGUCAUACUCCGGGUUCAAAGUCCAGGAGUACAACAACAGCGUGCACGGCUUGCCCACGACCAAUCCACCGCGCGCUCCCCACUCAGUCUCGAGCCAUUUGUACCACUUGAGCUUCCCGGUGCUGCCAUAUCCAGACACGGACAUCAAGCGCGUUAUUGAUGACUUAGCGCUGGGCAGCAGUGAGUGUCCAGCCCAGAGAAGCGAUAGCAGCAGCAUCACCCUGGCCAGCAGUCAGACCAACACGGAAGACUUAGUCAUAGGUUUACGGCGAGACAAGCCCCCAUCAGACUUACCCAAGGGCGAUAAAGGUCCCAGACAGGAGUCGCAAGAGGAUGCAACAUUCGAAAAUGAUGCAACCAGUGGAUGGCUGUGGGCGAAGGCGGGGAGGAAGAAGCGCUGUCCUUACACCAAAUACCAAACCCUGGAGCUGGAAAAGGAGUUCCUCUUCAACAUGUAUCUGACUCGCGAUCGCCGCCUGGAGAUCGCUCGCAGUGUCAACCUCACUGACCGUCAAGUCAAAAUCUGGUUCCAGAACCGCCGCAUGAAGAUGAAGAAGAUGACACGGGAACACAGAACCAGGGACUCGGUCACACAUUUCCCAAUCUGA